Messenger RNA from Acytostelium subglobosum LB1, 2886 nucleotides. RefSeq lists its product as hypothetical. Gene Ontology annotation, biological process: protein export from nucleus. Gene Ontology annotation, molecular function: nuclear export signal receptor activity; small GTPase binding. NCBI's taxonomy places the organism in Eukaryota, Evosea, Eumycetozoa, Acytosteliales, Acytosteliaceae. The record is from RefSeq and is a predicted model, not a curated record. The transcript is spliced from 8 exons. Gene Ontology annotation, cellular component: cytoplasm; nucleus. The coding region runs from base 1 to 2886 and encodes 961 amino acids.
AUGGAGAAUAUACUCAACUUUGGAUCAAACAACUUUGAAGUCAAGUUGUUGGAUCAACUCAUAGACAAUCAGAAUGAAGCCAAAGUAGGAGCUGUAUUACAACAGUUUAUUAAUCAUCCUCAAGCUUGGACACGUAUUAAUACAAUACUUGCUGGAUCGACUAAUGAGAAGUCAUUGUUCUUUGCACUUACAAUAUUGGAACAAGUGAUUAGACGUCAAUGGACAAGUCUGGCACCACAAGAGCGCCAUCCAAUCUUGAACCAAUUGUUGACCAUUGUAAACAUUGCACCGUCUGCCAAUCCAGCCACCCCCAGUGCUCUGGUACGCAAGAAGACCAACUCAUUGGUGGCACAGUGCAUCGUGAAGGAGCAUCCAAACUGGCAACAGUUCAUUGGUGUGAUUGUGGCGGCUGGCUCGAGACCCGAGUGUUUGGAGUCACUAUUGCAAAUCAUUCGCGAACUGGCACUGCACUACAAGCGCAACAUUACAUCCAUGUUCACACUAGAUGCCGAGGCACUACGCUUGCAGCGAUCAAUCUUUGGCGACCUCUUUGGACGUUGUCGCCAGGUGGCCGCCAAUGCAGGUGCGCCACAGCCAUUGGUCAGCGAGGCACUUACUGCCAUGUCGGAGCAGUUCGAGUUGGUUGACUCCAACGCACUUUAUGAGUCGUUCAAUCUGGUGGUCGAGCGCAUCAGUGCCACGCCUGCACAUCGCGGCACAUGCACACUCAUCCUUAUUGAGUUUAUCAAUGCAUUGGCACCAGAUACACAAUCUGAAGCGAUCAGCACCUUCUUCAAGGCUAUCGUUGGUACACUCAAUCAAUUCAUACCGGCGAGCUUCAAGCAGGUCAAUGGAUUCUAUGUCAACAAUGGAAUUCUUUGCACCAACAUUGUCACAUUGCUCACAUCGACCAUUCGCAAGUUCUUCGGCACACUCCACACAUCCUGUCCAGAUGCCGUACUUGUUGCCGACCGUCACAUCAUCCUCAUGAGUUGGAUCAAUGAUCAAAGCAUCUCACAAUCAUGUUUAGACUAUUGGACAUUCAAGUUUGACAGUUUGAAUGAAGCACGCCAGCAGAAACAACAGACGGUAUUUGAUGCAACACCUUUGGUCGAACCAAUCAGCAGGUCGUUGUACAAGAUGUUGAAGAAUCAAGAUCGCGAGCUGAUUGAGACAAGAGAGAAUGGGGCAGAGAGAGGAAUACUAUAUCGUCUUACAAGGGAUUCAACAGAUGACGACUGGAUCACAAUGUCCCAAAUAAUCCAGCCAUGUUUGAAGUCACUCCUUCUCAACUACUCCGCAUUGGCCUACAACUCCUUCAUCCAGAAGUUGACCAAGAUUACAUCAAAACAAGAGUACUUUGCACCAAGUAAGUUUAGCUCAGCAAUAUGGUGCGUUGGAGUGUGUCUGGAUUAUGGUAGAUCAAAUGGCGAUGUGGACGGAUUGGUUAGUAGCGUGUAUAAUUUCAAAGACCCAUUUGGUGGACAGUACGCCAGCUUGGUGGCAAUGGCCGUACUCUAUACUAUACAGAAUGCCAAGAGAUAUCUUGCGACACCAGAUGUUAAAGUGACACCUAUCAUUCAGCUACUACUCGAAUGGAUCAAAUCUGGUGAUGAGAAAUCAGCCAUCGUUGAAAUAAGCAUCUACACACUAUUGACAGUGAUCAAUGUUCGAUCAGGUCAACUAGUCAUGGACUUUCCAGACCUACACAUCACACUUAAUCAGAUGCUUGGUCUGUCCAAUCUAAACAAGUCACACAGAAUGAUUAUAUAUGAAUGCAUUGGCACCUACUUCCAUUCAUUUGGAGUUGUAAAUAGAGAAUUACCAGCGUCCUACUUGGCGCUCAUCACAGAACCUUUGGGCCAAAUCUUGUUCUCCAAGAGAUUGGAAACACAUGGCUUGAAUGAAUGGUCAAACAAUGUCAAUAGCAUACUUCAAUAUAAUACAUCAUUGUCAAAGUCUGCCAAGUUGCCGAUCUAUUCAUCACAGCUCAUUUCAAUCUCUGGCCAUUUGCUUGAACUUUAUCGAUGGAGUAAUCAAGCCUCCAACGAUGCAUCAUAUCUUGGUCAACAAAUAAGUUUGAAGAAGAAUAUUAUAGAGAUACUAGAGAGUUGCCUCAAUCAAAAUGCCGAGGUUGGACGACUGCCACAGCAAAAGAUCGAUGCCAUUGUCAAUGGAGUAGUUGUCCCUUUGCUUGGACUACUCACCAACGAUCCACAUACCUCAUCACCAGCAUUCAUCAGUCAAAUCCUGCCCAAGAUACUCCAAUUCCUCAGUGUACUGCUGUCCAAUGACAACCUGGUCCGCGCACUCAGCUCGACGAUGAGCCCAUCAGUGAUCAAAUACUUUGUGUCACUUAUCUACAAGUCAUCGGCACAGCAGCAACAGGCCAUUUGUAGCAAGUUGUGGACAUUGAUGGAGGUCAUUGUGUCUGGACCGGCGGCGGCACUGAUGGACGAGGAGCUCUUUGGAGGCUAUCUGACAUUGGCUGAGAGCUGUCUACGUAGUACAAGCUCAGACAUUCACAGUGGAGCACUACAAUCAGUGUCAUCAUUCUUUGUAGCUUUCAACAAGAGUGUUCAUCGUCUUCAGAUAUUCGUAUCAAUGAAGAAUCAGUUCAUCAAGUUAUUAAUGAUCUUGGCAUUGAAUCCAGAGUACAACACAUCCCAAGACAAACUUAGUCAAACAUUAUAUGAACUCAUGGAUAUGUCCAAGAAUGAUGGAAUCGAUGUGAAGGAUGGUGUAGGAAUGUUGAUCAGAGGUGAUGCACAACAACUACGUGAUUUCUUUGAAGUUAUCAGAAGACAUCAUUAUGAUAGCUUUGAUGUAUUCGACCAGACAUUGAAGAGAUUCCUUGCCACCACAUCAAUGACUACCACUGGAUAG